AUGCGAUGGAUAUUAAGCACGGUAUUCAAUACCCCCCCUCACUUCAUUAAUGAGCGAACUUUCCAGGUGAUUGAUACAGAUCAAAAUCAAGAGCUUGACGCUGAGAAAAGGACAGUACGCGUUGUAAAGUACGACGGAAAUGGCCUCGGAAUCAGCAUCAAAGGAGGUCGGGACAACAACAUGCCCAUUAUUAUCAGCAAAAUCUUCAAAGGAAUGGCUGCGGAUGCUACGGGAGAGCUAUUUGUUGGGGAUACAAUCCUUGCUGUGAAUGGGGAAUCGCUAGUCGACGCCACGCACGACGAUGCCGUACGAGCGCUGAAAAGAGCUGGACGAGUUGUCGACCUGUACGGUAAGUGGAACGAGAGAGAAAAAGAUCGAGGCGUGAGGAAAAGGACAGUACGCGUUGUAAAGUACGACGGAAAUGGCCUCGGAAUCAGCAUCAAAGGAGGACGGGACAACAACAUGCCCAUUAUUAUCAGCAAAAUCUUCAAAGGAAUGGCUGCGGAUGCUACGGGAGAGCUAUUUGUUGGGGAUACAAUCCUUGCUGUGAAUGGGGAAUCGCUAGUCGACGCCACGCACGACGAUGCCGUACGAGCGCUGAAAAGAGCUGGACGAGUUGUCGACCUAUACGUGCAAUAUAAACGGGACGAAGUGGUGCGACGGGACAAUGUCGUUGAGAAAAUCGAAUGGGAUGACGACAAUCGUGACAGAAUCCGUGCCAUUGGUCUGAAACUUGCAUGCGUUGCUCGGGCCGGAAUUGAUGCCGACGCUGAGGGCAGGAUAUUCGAGAUGAGAAGUCCGUCGGGCCGUUAUGCAUUGGCAUUCCGUUGUGCUACUUCAGUGGAAGCCGAUUCAUGGUUCGAAGCAAUUCAUGGCUGCGCUAAUGCAUUGCUUACGCAAGCACUCGCUCAAGUAAACCUCAUGCUAGGUGGACACCCACAAGUGAGGCGAAUGGGAUGGGUAUCAGAGCAGGUGAGAAUAUUAACGUUUUCCAACACG
This is a messenger RNA of Cooperia oncophora, 999 nucleotides long. NCBI's taxonomy places the organism in Eukaryota, Metazoa, Nematoda, Chromadorea, Rhabditida, Trichostrongylidae. The record is from the annotation of a GenBank genome assembly.